GCUAGUAUUAAACUCUUCACCAUUUCUUCCUUUACACACAUUAGGCAGAAGUUUAAAAUGAAGGCUUUCGUUGCCCUUUGCCUUAUCGCUGCAGCUGCAUGCAGUCCUGUGGAAUAUGGGGGACAUGAAUAUGGGGGACAUGAAUUAGAGGCCGCUCAACUAUAUCAGCCCGCACCCGCACACUUUAUCCACGCAGCCCCCGCACAUAAAGUCAUUGCUGAACCAGUGGCAUAUCCUAAAUACCAUUUCAAUUAUGGUGUUAAAGAUGGUCACACAGGCGAUAUCAAGGAGCAAUCGGAAGAACGCGAUGGAGACGUGGUGAAAGGCGAGUAUUCUUUGGUCGAGCCCGAUGGCACUGUCCGAAAAGUGGAAUACACCGCGGACGAUCACAACGGAUUCAACGCGGUUGUGUCCAAGUCCGGUCACGCGGUCCAUCCAGCUCAGCAUGCGAAAAUAGCCGUUCCCAUAGAAUCGCAUGGAUACUACCAUCAUUAAGUCUAAUCAUAUACCUUAUUAGUUAGUAUUUAAUGACAGGUGCACAUUAUUUGUGCAAGAAGAAUUUCAUCAACGUCAUCGUGGUAUGUUUGGUUGAUGAUGGUUAUGAAUGGUGGGAUUGGUUGCUUAGAUAGUAUUGCACAAACCGUCUACGAUGCUGUUGCAUCUGUCUGAUUGUCUAUCUUCUUAAUCAAUUAUACAUACCCACUUAUGUAUCUGUAUCUCGCAUGUUUGUUUGUGUGCAUGUGUACAUACUGCGAUAUCUAUGUAAAAUAUGAUGUUACUUGCACAACACUGUAUUCGUGAGUUUAACCCAUUAGCAUUUACGUUUCCUUCAUGUUUUGUUACGAUAA
Agrilus planipennis (emerald ash borer) is the source of this 848-nucleotide messenger RNA. RefSeq names its product cuticle protein 8. The record is from RefSeq and is a predicted model, not a curated record. The transcript is spliced from 3 exons. Gene Ontology annotation, cellular component: extracellular matrix. The coding region runs from base 58 to 495 and encodes 145 amino acids. Lineage: Eukaryota; Metazoa; Arthropoda; Insecta; Coleoptera; Buprestidae.